Nymphalis io (European peacock) is the source of this 832-nucleotide messenger RNA. RefSeq lists its product as uncharacterized. NCBI's taxonomy places the organism in Eukaryota, Metazoa, Arthropoda, Insecta, Lepidoptera, Nymphalidae. Gene Ontology annotation, cellular component: extracellular region. The coding region runs from base 1 to 774 and encodes 257 amino acids. Gene Ontology annotation, molecular function: chitin binding. The transcript is spliced from 4 exons. The record is from RefSeq and is a predicted model, not a curated record.
AUGGCGACAAUACUGUUUCGAAGUGUCUUGUUCGUGAUUUUAUCGAUAUAUGUGUUUGGAGACGAAAUCGAAAUGGAAGUACAGAGCGGAGCGAUCAUGAAGAUGUUAAGGGAAAUGGUUAACCAGACAGCUUCGGAUUCAUUAAAUUUACCGGCGAACUCGACGUCUAUCAGAGAAAAUAUUACUGACACAUUUAGCUGCGAGAAUCGAACCUACGGCUACUACGCUGAUGUGGACAAUGACUGUCAGAUCUUCCACGUGUGUCUUCCGUCACAGACACCCUCUGGGCGCAACGUCACGUUUAAAUGGAGUUUCAUUUGUCCCAAGGAAACUGUUUUUAAUCAGGAAGUAUUAGUUUGCACAAGAGAAAGAGAUUCAAUCCCAUGUGAAGAAUCACCAGAUUUCUACGACCUGAACAUGGAAAUAGGUAAAAUAGCUAAUCCAGAUAUUAUAAAAGAAGAAGAAGUUAAAAAGGAAACUGAAAACGUUCCAACAAAGAAAGAAAAUCGACAACCGAGUCGUAAGAAGCAGAAUAUCAUCAUGCAAGCUUUAUUAAAAGAAGCUGAACCAAUCGAAGAGCUGAUAGACGAAGUGCUAACUGAUGAAACAACAGCUAAAUCUGAUAUAGAACUGGAUACAAACGAAUCUAAGCCUCAGCUUGAAGAAUUUAAGAUUGAAAUUGAUGAGAACACAAGACUGGGGACUGAGAGAAGUCUGAAAAGAACGGGACGGAAAAUUUCACGAGGAACAAUGAAGUUCAGAUCUGAUAUUUGAAUUGAUUUCAUUAAUUUCCAUCAUCAUCAUCAUUUGACGUUAUCCGCUGUCAUGUAAA